This is a messenger RNA of Helobdella robusta, 489 nucleotides long. RefSeq lists its product as hypothetical. Lineage: Eukaryota; Metazoa; Annelida; Clitellata; Rhynchobdellida; Glossiphoniidae. The record is from RefSeq and is a predicted model, not a curated record. The coding region runs from base 1 to 489 and encodes 162 amino acids. The transcript is spliced from 4 exons.
AUGCCGAUUCAUAUUUCCAGUCUGCACUGCCUCUACUGCGAGAAACUCUUCAAAGACAACUUCGCUCUGAAAGAGCACAUGAGGAAGAAGAAGCACAAGAGACUGAGGGCCUCCAACAAGUUCUACUUCAAAUUCUUCAUCAACAAACAUCUGGAAGCCAACAAUGUUGCUGACACUCCUGAUAAAAAGGAAAAUAUAAACAGCGAUGAUGAAGAUGAUGAUACUGAUGGAGAACAUUUCAAUGGCAGUCAUCAUUGCUUACAGAUGAAAUCAAGUUUCAGUGAUUGGGUCGAGGAUUUGACAUCGUCCCCAUCAAACAGUGUUCACUGCCUCUUCUGCAGAUCAAAUUUUCAAUCCAGUAGUGAGAGUUACCAACAUUUACUUGUGAAGCAUCAGUUUGACUUGUUGAAAAUUAGAUCAGGUCUCUCCUAUUACCAGUGCAUCAAACUAAUCAACUACAUUAGAAGAAAGGUUAUUGAGGCAUUUUAA